Messenger RNA from Cantharellus anzutake, 1794 nucleotides. RefSeq lists its product as uncharacterized. The record is from RefSeq and is a predicted model, not a curated record. The transcript is spliced from 11 exons. Bases 305 to 1627 code for a protein of 440 amino acids. Lineage: Eukaryota; Fungi; Basidiomycota; Agaricomycetes; Cantharellales; Hydnaceae. Gene Ontology annotation, cellular component: cytoplasm. Gene Ontology annotation, molecular function: electron-transferring-flavoprotein dehydrogenase activity; flavin adenine dinucleotide binding.
GAAGGGUGCGACGGGAGAGGAACUGAAAUUCAUAAGCGAGAAAAUCAUGGGUACUUAACAACUCACGAAUCGUUGUUUGAUUUCUCGAGUUGUUUUGAUCCUCGUGAGAUCCGCCGGGACUCGGAAUCGGCCUUUCCCGAUUGAGUCUGUUCCGGAGACGACCGAAGCUGAAAUAAUCAGAUAAGAUGAGUCACAAUGAAUUACUUGCUCACCGCUCCGCGGGCAUAAAGUCCCCUCCCCAAUAAAACAAUAAAACCACUCAACGAGGUUACCAUUCCCUCGCUCCCUUACCACCCUUUAGACCAUGUCUUCAGCAGCAUCGUCAGCAACAGACAUCCCCACUGUUUGCGUCUUGGGUGCUUCGUAUGGAGGCCACCGAGCUGUCCAAGUCCUCGCUAAUAGUCUUCCUCAUGGUUGGAGAAUUGUUGUCAUCGAGCGUAACACGCAUUGCAAUCACCUAUACGUCUUCCCCCGUAUAGCCGUCAUACCAGGGCACGAACAUAAAGCUUUCAUACCCUACACCAACAUCUUCAAAACAUCCCCAACACUCACCACUCCACAAACUCCACUGGCCGAUCCGUCUUCACACGUCCUCAUCCACGGUCACGUUACGGCGGUCCACCCCCACUCCGUUCGAUACAUCUCCCUCGACCAAGGCGCUUCGUUAGAGGAGCGUCAAGUCAGAUUCAAUUAUUUAAUCUAUGCACUAGGAAGCCAUUUACCAGCACCCAUCAAUAUUUGGAGCGAAGAACCUCUGAAGAACAUAGAAGAAGACGGACAACCCUACGUCCUAAAUGCAGCUUCCAUUCUCCAACAUGGUACCAAGCCCGAAGGCCUUUUAUGGUUACGUUCUGCGCAGGAAAGAGUGAAGAAUAGUGAAAGUGUAUUGGUGAUCGGAGGAGGUGCAUUAGGUGUACAGUUCGCGACAGAUAUCAAAGGAUUUUACGGAGAAGGGAAGGAAGUGACGCUUGUCCAUUCCGGAGACAGAUUGUUGCCUAGAUUUGACAAGUGGAUGCAUGAACAAAUUAUUGUUCAGUUGGAACGGCUUGGUGUCAAAGUUUUGUUGUCCUCUAGGGUGGAUCUGUCGAGCAAGACGGAACGGACGCUGAGGACCUGUGAUGGACGAUUGAUCAGUGCAGAGUUGAUCCUCCUUUGCACCGGUCAGAAACCAAACACCUCCCUCCUCUCCAAGAUAGCCCCCCACAGCAUUAACCCUAGAACAGGUCUUGUUACUGUACUCCGCUCGAUGCAAAUCGGCUACUUUGAGCGACCCACUCCCCCUCCUAUUCACCUCUCUUCGCCGUAUCCGCAUAUAUUCGUUAUAGGUGACGCCGCCGAUGCAUUUGGGGCGCUCAAUGCGGGCCAUACAGCUUGGACUCAGGCGGAGGUCGCUAGUAGGAAUGUGAUAAGCAUGAUUGAAAGCGAAACUGAAGACAGAGAACUUCCCGAACUUGAACACUACAUAGCCCCGCCACCCAGUAUCAAGAUUAGUAUUGGACUUGACAAAGCAAUUUAUCAAUCUAAAGGCAAUGUUGGAUUCAAGGGGCCUGAGGAGUGUCCCAUUGAUUUAAACGCGGGGGGGAUGUGGAAGAGGAGGGGGUUGGGGACGGAUGAUAUGACGAUUUGAGUCACUAUUCUGGUGAUCUCAGUUCGGGCCGUGGUGAAGCAGCCUCCGUCUGAAAAGGUGAUAACUUAUUUUGCUUUCUUGCUACAUACAUUACUUGCUUUCAACCUGCAAAGCACAAACUACCAUCCAUUUGCUCUUAGAGCACGUAGAUCGUGUUAGGAUGUUAG